AUGGAGAGGCACAUGGUCAGGGGACCACUGCAUAAGCACUUUGACUUGGAGAGGAAGAAUGCCAAGCAGACUGAAGCCAGACUGGGCCAAAGAUUGCAGAAACUAGAGGAUAUCUGCCUCUACCAAAUGAAGCUACUGACCUGGGAGCAGAAGCAACUCCAGAGUGAACUGCAACGAUUACAGCAAGCAGAUAUCAUGAAGAAAAAGUCCUCCUCUUAUUUUGGGAGUGGAAUUCAGAAGAGACCAGACGAUAUUUUCAUGUUCUCACCACAGAGAAGACAGAAGAACAGAGAACCAUGGGCUAAUAAUAUUAGAGCAUUGGCAACCAAUAUGGCCGAAAAAAUAUACAAAACCAAGUCCAAGGUUCCUCCUUUACAUCACAUUGCUCCCAAAGACCCCACGAAAAGCAAAAAGCAGCUGCUAUCACAAAAUCACAGAACUGCCUGUGUCAUGGAAGAGAAACCACAAGCCCAAGAGAAAGAUUCUACGAAUUCACCAAAAGGCAUGAGCUUCAACAAGGGCAUCUCUGUUUUACAUCAAGAUCAAGAAGUUUCCGCCAAUAACACAGAACAAGGCCCUAGUUACAGCCCAUCUGGUGAUAGCAGAAUGGUAUAUGCCGAUGAGACCAGAUCAAAAGGUGCCACUCUAAAGCCAGAUUGGAAUGCUGGGAAACAAAUUCCUCCAAAUCUCGUGGAAGGUACAGAAAGCUUCAAAGGUGAGUUCACACAGCCAACCUUCUUAGAGUUAUUUGCAAAGGCUAAAAAUGCCCAUUAUCUGCGACAUAGGGUCCCCCCAGAGUCUGAGAGGUUGCUCAGCAUUAGGGAGAUAUUUGGGCAUGGGGAACCCUCCUCACCCAGGGCAUGA
Messenger RNA from Carlito syrichta (Philippine tarsier), 864 nucleotides. It is a transcript of the gene CCDC190, whose product is annotated as coiled-coil domain containing 190. The transcript has 3 exons. NCBI's taxonomy places the organism in Eukaryota, Metazoa, Chordata, Mammalia, Primates, Tarsiidae. The record is from RefSeq and is a predicted model, not a curated record. The coding region runs from base 1 to 864 and encodes 287 amino acids.